This is a messenger RNA of Acyrthosiphon pisum (pea aphid), 2618 nucleotides long. RefSeq names its product phospholipid-transporting ATPase IA-like. Gene Ontology annotation, molecular function: ATP hydrolysis activity; ATP binding; ATPase-coupled intramembrane lipid carrier activity. Gene Ontology annotation, cellular component: plasma membrane; trans-Golgi network. The coding region runs from base 124 to 2388 and encodes 754 amino acids. The transcript has 15 exons. The record is from RefSeq and is a predicted model, not a curated record. Gene Ontology annotation, biological process: phospholipid translocation. Lineage: Eukaryota; Metazoa; Arthropoda; Insecta; Hemiptera; Aphididae.
GUGGUCAUGAAACAAAAAUUAUGCUUAAUCAAUCUUUACGCUCAUUAAAAGAAUCAGCAAUGGAAAAAAUUCAUAACUCACUACUGAAAACUGUUUUUAUAUUGAUUUUUUUUUCUGAGUCUUAUGUGUGCUUUAUGUUCUUUGUGGUGGACCAAAUACAAUAUUAAUACACAUUGGUACCUUGAACAAAGAGAUGUUAACGCAUACACAUUUCUUUUACAAUCAAUCAGUUUUUUUGUUAUAUUUCAUAAUACAAUCCCUGUAUCAUAUGUAUAUAUUGAAGUAGUACGUUUCUUACAGGAUUGGUUUAUCAAUAAUGACAUUGAUAUGUACCAAGAAGAAAGCAACACACCUGCUAGGGUUAGAUCACAUAAUCUUAAUGUCGAGUUGGCCAAGGUAAAAUAUAUUUUUUCUGAUAAAACUGGUACUUUAACUAAGAAUGUAAUGGAAUUAAAACAUUGUUCAAUUGCUGGAGAACUUUAUCUAGAAGGAUCUCAAAACAAAAUGAUAAAUAACUCAAUCAAUCACUCGACCAAAAUCUAUAUCUUGGAUUUUUUAAGAAUAAUGUCUGUCUGCCAUACAGUUAUUCCAGAGAAAUCAAAACUGACAGAUGAAAUAGUAUACAAUGCUUCGUCUCCUGAUGAACAAGCAUUAGUCAUUGGAUCUCAACAAUUUGGAUUUACAUUUCAUACUCGUUGUUCAACAUCAGUGACUAUAACUACAUUAAACGGAGAAGAGACUUAUGAAAUUUUAAAUAUAAUAGAGUUUACAAAUUCUAGGAAAAGAAUGUCAGUUAUUGUUCGAGCUCCUGAUGGUCAAAUAAAAUUAUUUUGCAAAGGUGCAGAUACGGGUAUUAUUAAACGCUUAUCAAAAUCUGGCGAAAAGUACAAACACCAAAGCCUGAUGCACUUAAAUGAUUUUGCCCGCUCGGGUUACCGAACAUUAUGUUUUGCAUAUAAGAAUAUUUCUGAAAGCUUUUAUAAUAGGUGGAAAGAUGAAUAUCUCAAUGCAUCAACUGUGUUAAUAAAUCGAGAAAGUGCCAAAAAUAAAGUCGCUGAAAAAAUAGAAAAGAAACUGACGCUGAUUGGAGUGACUGCAAUUGAAAAUAAAUUACAAGACAACGUACCAAAAACUAUCCAAGCAUUAAUGUGCGCAGCAAUCAAAAUAUGGAUACUAACUGGAGAUAAAGAAGAAACAGCAUUAAAUAUUGGAUUCUCCACAACACUCAUUACACAAGAUAGUUCAAUAAUUAUUUUUAAUGAAUCUAAUUUAACGGAUCUCAGGCAUACUAUAAAUCAAAAAAUAUACAAUCUGGGUCUUACAGUUGAAACAAUGAAUUGUACAUUGAUAAUAAGCGGACGAUUGUUGAAGCAUGCAUUGUCAAGUGAUCUUAAAAUGAAAUUUCUCAAGUUGUGCUUAGACUGCAAGUCUGUUAUUUGUUACAGAAUAUCACCUACACAGAAAGCUGAGAUUGUUGAUCUCGUAACAAAAUACACAAAUGAAGUAACCUUAGCUAUAGGCGAUGGAGCUAAUGAUGUGCCAAUGCUCCAUAAUGCUAGUAUCGGAGUGGGUGUAGUAGGAUUAGAUGGACUACAAGCAUAUAAUGCUUCAGACUAUUCAAUUGCUCAAUUUAAUUAUUUAUUAAAGUUAUUGUUUGUGCAUGGCGCUUGGAAUUAUGAAAAGAUUACCAAAAUGAUUUAUUUUUAUCACUACAAAACUGUUAUUUUUAAUUCAUUACAAUUAUGGUUUGCCAUUUAUUCUGGAUGGUCUGGUGAAGUAUUAUUCGAUAGAUGGAAUAUUUUCAUGUACAAAUCACUAUUUACAGUUUCUCUACCGUUCGUAGUGGGACUAUUUUUAACUACAUAUUCAACAGAAACAAGAUUAAAAUGGCCACAGUUGUACUAUCAAACACAAAAUGUGUUUAGUUUAAAAAUGUUUUGGAUAUGGAUACUUAACGCUUUAUUUCACUCCUUACUCUUAUUUUGGUUAUGCUUAUUUAUCAUGAGACAUGAAGUUAUAUGGACCAAAGGGAGAGUAGGGGAUUAUUCAGUAUUUGGAAACGUCAUAUACACUUGUACAUUGGUCAUUGUGUGUUUCAAGGCCGGUUUGCAUAUUCAGUCAUGGUCUUUAAUCGUACACUUAGCUAUAUGGGUAUCCAUACUAUUAUGGAUUUCAUUCAUAAUAGCUUAUAAUGAAUUAAAGAUUAUUUUAAUGCAUUUUACUGUGUUCAUCAAUGUAAAUGAAAUCAUAUUUAGUUCAUCAAUAUUUUGGAUUACAAUAAUAUUUAUAGCGAGUGUAAUUCUAUUACUUGAUAUUGUGAUUAUAACAAUUCAGCGGACUUUAAGCAGUGAUACGAUGAUUAAGAAAAAUGGAAAUUUAGAAAAAUAAUGAUACCAAAAUAUUACAUAAUAUUAUGUGACUGUUACCUACUUCUAACUUUAUUAAAAUAGAAGUUAAUAGUUAUUAUCGAUUUUAACCAAAUGUAAAUUUAUGAUUAUGUAUAUAGUAAAGAUUAAAAUAAUUUGCUAAUUUUUAAAGAUAGAUUAAGUAUAUAACUAUAUAACUCAAGUUCAUAAGCGCAAAUAGGGGGAGGGCUUUAGGGGCUAAGCCCCCCCAAA